UUUCAUAGUAAAAGCUAAACAGCUUCAGUUCAGAAUAAGAACGAAAGCUCUCGAUUUUUUCUCCGAUUUUAGUACCAGUAGAGAAGGAAAAGAUGUCAGAAGAUGAUAACUCAGAGGUGCCCUUCAAAGAAGAGGAGGAAGAGGAGGAAGAGGUCCCUCCUAAGAAGAAACGUGGCCGACCAAAGCGUUCCUUAGUGAGCACUGAAGAGACGGGCUCCGAGUUGGCGGACAUGGGCGAUGCAGAUGGCAGGCCCCUCACCAGGAAACGCGGUAGGAAGAAGAAAACCCUCUACUUUGAUAAUGAUUCAGGAAGUGACGAUGAAGUGAUCCAUCAGAUUGGCACAAAGAUAAAGAAGAAACGCGGGCGGCAAAAGGGACAUACUCUAAAUAGUGGGACUUGGGUAGCAAAGAAACCCUUAGGACGACCGAGGGUCUCCUACGCGAGCAGCACAAGGGGGAAGAAGAACCCCAGUGAACUGAUAUGCGAGCUAGGACAGGUUUUCUAUAACCUUGGAUGGGUUAGUGGGACAGGAGGAGGCAUCAGCAUAAAGCAGGGGGAGAAAAUUUUUGUGGCUCCCUCCGGUGUCCAGAAGGAACGUUUAAAGCCAGAGGAUUUGUUUGUCCUCAAUGCAGCAGGUGAUGAAUUGGAAGUCCCAGCAGAUAAGCAGCUAAGGAAGAGCCAGUGCACCCCACUUUUUAUGCUGGCUUACCAAAUGCGAGGAGCUGGGGCUGUUAUACACAGUCACUCAAAGGCAUCUGUGAUGGCGACACUAGCCUAUGCUGGGUCAGAGUUCAAGGUUACCCAUUUGGAAAUGAUUAAAGGUAUUAAGUGUGCCUCAGAAGAUAGGCAGAUGAGGUAUGAUGAGGAGGUGGUCGUGCCCAUUAUUGACAAUACACCUUUUGAAGCAGAUUUGGCAGAUAGCAUGGCACAGGCAUUGGAGCUUUACCCUGACACAAAUGCUGUGUUGGUUAGACGACAUGGUGUUUAUGUGUGGGGCGAUACAUGGGAAAAGGCCAAGACAAUGGCAGAAUGCUAUGAUUACUUGUUUGAUAUAGCAGUUCAGAUGACCAAGUUUGGACUCGACCCUUCAAAGCCCGCGGAAGAUGAGGCCAAAACAGAACAAGUGAAUGGGAAAUGAAGGCAAGACUAGAAAGGAAGUUCUUUUAGCACAAGGCAAAAGGGGAAAAGAAUAAUAAGGCCAACAGAAUUAUUCAUGCUGGAUUUUUUUUGGCCACAUUGCCUCGUCUGCUCAAGAAAGGAGUUUUAUUUCUAAAUCUUAGAAUAGAGAAAAGAACUUUUUAAACAUGAAAAACUUCCCCCACUUGAAAAAUGAUAAUGAUUUUAAAUGCCAUAUUUUCUUUGUAUGGGAAUAACUUCAUUGUAUCUUUUUAUCAUGAGAUUUGCACACUCACUAUAACCAUUCCCUGCAAAAAAUGCAAUAAAAAAUCCAGAAAAGUAAGGAAAUCAACUCCUGUGGUUUCUUUUUUAUGAGCUUAGUAAGAAUGAUAUUUUAGAAACCAUUCAUAAGUGCAGCCUGUUUUAACUUUGCAAAUUGGUGAUGUGUGAAGAUGAAAUAUUUGGUUUUAUAAUUGUUAUUGGGAAAUAAGAGAUGCUCAAGUUAUCCAGAUGCAAAUGUUACCAAAAGAAAGUUGGUUGAUUGGACAAGCCAUUACAUAUUUUAGUUCCUAAGCACUUCUUACCUUUUUCUCCUUCCUUUUCUUGAUUUAGAUUCUGUUAAAAGCUUGCAUCCAGAUUUUAAAACAUAUAUAUAUUUAUUUAUAUUUUUAAUGAAAAGCAAAGUCUACAAGACUCACAAGAGUAUUUCUUACUCUUAAGUUUACCUUUACAAAAUGGUAUAUUGUUAUUAAUUACAAAUUCCUUAAAGAGUUAUAAGGUGUAAAGUCAUUAUCAUCACCAUGAAGAAAAUUAGGAUUAAGAAGCAGUCAAAAGAAGAGAAUGGAGGAAGCUGUCCACCAUCAAAAAGAGUACAAACAAAUGAAAACAUACCUGUAUUUCUUUUUUUUCUAUUCCUAUUCUAGCAUAUAAUUGCGAGUUAGUUCAAACAUUUAGCAUGUAGGAAAUCAAAUCAGAAUACACUUUUAAACAAAUGAGGGUGAAGUUUGCUGUAACUUUUUAUAUCAUGCAAAUGUCUUUGUUGAAUUUAUAAGCUUCUUGAAAACUGAAGGUAUUUGCCAAGAUGAAAUGUAACACUUUAGUUGAUUGCAAUAACCAAGUUCAAUUGUAUCAAAUGCAGCUACUGUAAUAAAUCUGUAUGACUGUUAAAUUAAAAAUCCUCUCUUGAAUACAGAACGAGCUUACCCUUUACAGAACACACAAUAUUGAUACUAUUUUUAUUUGGUAAAUUACCAUGAAAUAAACUUAUUGUUCUCCAAAUGUUCUUCAGCGUGUCUUUACCUGUCAUAACUACUAGACUGCCUCUACUGGAAAAAAAGUACUCUGGCAAGAAGUCACAAGCAGUUUGAGUGUGCAUAUUAUUUCUUUUUGGUGUCCAUGUAUGUUCUCUGAGUGCAUGUCACUUCUAGUCACUGACUACUUUGGUCUUAUACAUUUCCAGUGCUAAGUUAAUCAUACCUUGUAUUAUCAGAAAGUUUAUUGUAAUAAGAGAAUGAGACAUUUGCCAAGUUUGACUGAAAAAUGGUAUGAAAUAAAUAUAUGGUUUUA
This is a messenger RNA of Penaeus vannamei (Pacific white shrimp), 2683 nucleotides long. RefSeq names its product probable methylthioribulose-1-phosphate dehydratase. NCBI's taxonomy places the organism in Eukaryota, Metazoa, Arthropoda, Malacostraca, Decapoda, Penaeidae. Gene Ontology annotation, cellular component: cytoplasm. Gene Ontology annotation, molecular function: methylthioribulose 1-phosphate dehydratase activity; metal ion binding. The record is from RefSeq and is a predicted model, not a curated record.